Verruconis gallopava is the source of this 1882-nucleotide messenger RNA. RefSeq names its product T-complex protein 1 subunit delta. NCBI's taxonomy places the organism in Eukaryota, Fungi, Ascomycota, Dothideomycetes, Venturiales, Sympoventuriaceae. Gene Ontology annotation, cellular component: chaperonin-containing T-complex. The record is from RefSeq and is a predicted model, not a curated record. The transcript is spliced from 3 exons. Gene Ontology annotation, biological process: protein folding. Gene Ontology annotation, molecular function: ATP-dependent protein folding chaperone; ATP hydrolysis activity; ATP binding. Bases 84 to 1670 code for a protein of 528 amino acids.
UUUGCUAUUCAAGCUCCAGUAAAGGCUGCACCAAAUUUUCUGAUCUGCGUAUAACCCUUAAGACUUAGUUUGAAGAAUACGCCAUGGCUGUAGAUCAGGGAGGUGGAAAUGCUGCUUUCAAAGACAAAGAAAAGCCCCAGGCAGUUCGCCAGUCCAACAUCCAAGCCGCAAAGGCUGUUGCCGAUGCCAUACGGACCUCGCUUGGCCCCAGAGGCAUGGACAAGAUGAUACAAACAGGCAAAGGCCAGACUAUAAUAACGAACGACGGCAACACCAUGCUGAAGAACAUCGCGGUCAUGCACCCAGCAGCCAAAAUGCUAGUUGACCUUGCCAACGCCCAGGACAUUGAGGCAGGAGACGGCACGACGUCUGUGGUUGUUAUAGCUGGAAGUUUGUUAGAUGCGGCCGACAAGCUGCUGGAGAAGGGCAUUCACCCCACCGUCAUAUCAGAGGCGUUCCAACGUGCGGCGGCAGCUGCUGUGGAAGUGCUGCAUGAUAUGUCGCUGCCGAUCUCACUAAGUGAUAGAGCAACGCUGUUAAAAGCUGCAUCGACAUCAUUGAGCUCAAAGAUCGUCUCACAAGAACCAAAGCUUGCGCCCAUGGCUGUGGACUCCGUGCUCAAAGUGAUAGACCCAAAGACAGCAGAAAACGUCGAUCUCAGCAACAUCCGCAUCCUAAAGAAGCCCGGUGGCACCAUCGACGAGAGUGAGAUGGUCGAUGGUCUGGUACUGCAGCAGCAAGUAAUCAAGAGCGCCGGAGGUCCUACACGCAUGGAGAAGGCACGGAUAGCUCUCAUACAGUUCCAGCUAAGCCCGCCUAAGCCUGAUAUGGAGAACUCGAUCGUUGUAAACGAUUAUAGACAAAUGGACAAGAUUCUGAAAGAGGAGCGCACUUAUCUUCUCAACAUGGUCAAGAAGAUUAAGAAGGCAAAGUGCAAUGUUCUUUUGAUACAGAAGUCAAUACUGCGUGAUGCAGUAAACGACUUAUCGUUACACUUUCUCUCGAAACUGGGCAUUCUGGCGGUCAAAGACAUUGAGCGCGACGAGGUGGAAUUCAUCUGCAAGAGCACUGGAUGCAAACCCAUCGCUGAUAUUGAUUCGUUCACAGAGGACAAGCUUGCCUCGGCCGACCUCGUUGAAGAGAUUCAAAGCUCAGGUUCACGCAUUGUCAAGAUUACAGGUAUCAAAGCUCCCCAACAAACUGUAUCGAUUGUGUGCCGAGGCGCCAACGCUCUCAUCCUCGAUGAGGCCGAACGCUCGCUCCACGAUGCUCAAUGCGUUAUUCGCUGCUUGGUCAAAAAGAAGGCGCUUCUUGCUGGUGGCGGUGCACCGGAAAUUGAGAUCGCACACCAGCUGUCUACGAGGGCGAGGAGUUUGACAGGCACAGAAGCCAUCUGCUGGAAAGCUUUUGCAGAUGCUUUGGAAGUUGUUCCAACGACCUUGGCAGAGAAUGCGGGGUUGAACAGUAUUAAGGUCGUCACAGAACUCAGGCAUCGGCAUGCGCUUGGAGAACGGAAUGCAGGCGUUAGUAUCAAGAACGGAGGGGUCAAGAAUAAUAUUACUGAAGAGAAUGUGCUGCAGCCGUUGUUGGUGAGCACAAGUGCGAUUGAGCUCGCAGCCGAGACUGUCAAGAUGUUGCUGAGGAUAGAUGAUCUUGUGCUGUCUAGAUGAUCGUGGUCUGGUAAGGCAGUGUAGCCUUAACUGUAUGAAAGGGAAUCAAGAUUCAUGAAUAUAACAAAAAUAGAACGAUCCCAGCAGGUAUCAGACUGGAAGAGCAUUAUCUAAUAUUUCCCUACCUGAUCUUGUUCAACCACAGAAUCGCUUGAAGCCUUCAAUUUAGCUUAGCUCGCAAGAAUUAGCAAUACAUGGCCACUUGAUGCAAA